Molecule: messenger RNA, 1161 nt
Organism: Durusdinium trenchii
Lineage: Eukaryota; Dinophyceae; Suessiales; Symbiodiniaceae
Source: the annotation of a GenBank genome assembly
AUGGCUGCUAGUGCUUCCCAGCCAGAUGCCACAGAAUCCGCUCCAUCAACAGAGGAUUUGGUAGUGAACGUAAAAGUCCUCAAUCUCGCAGGCAGUGAGGUUGCUGAUUUGCCUUUGAAGCCGGAGACAACGGUUCGGGAGAUCAAAAGGACACUACAGGACAAAGUAAAAUGUCCUGACUGCAUGCAGUGCCUCUGCCAUCAAGACCAGCCUUUGGAUGACAGAGACACCUGCGCAAGCCUUGGCUGGCAGGGCGAAGUCACAAUCUAUUUGACUCGAAUGGCAUUGGAUGCUGAGAAAGGCAUAUCAACUCUUCUCAAGUCGGGUGGCGCUCAAGGACCUGCAAAGAUGCAGAGAACAGAGCUUGAAAGGCUUUGUGCGAUCUGUGAGUCCAUUUUCGAUUCGGAGCCGAUGCUGCUUGAGCUUCAAGGGCCUUUGAUGGUUGUGGGGAACCUUCAUGGGCAUUUCGACCAAUUGCUGCAGAUUCUUGACAAGAUGGGCCAUCCAUCAGAUACCAAGCGCUACCUAUUCCUUGGCGGCUACGUUGACAGGGGUCCGAGAAGCCUUGACACGGUCUCGCUGCUCUUCUUCUUCAAGGCGCAACAGCCAGACAAUGUCAUCCUCCUAAGGAGCAACCACGAGGAUGCAUCGAUGAGUCGCAUCUAUGGCUUCUAUGACGAAUGCCACAAGCAUCAUGGGGUCAAGUUGUGGAAGCUCUUUUGUCGGACCUUCAACUCUAUGCCGGUUGCUGCUUUGGUGAACGAGCGAAUCUUCUGUGUUCAUGGUGGUCUUUCACCUGAACUCAAAGAUCUUAACCAAAUUCGCCAGCUGAAAAGGCCCGCGCAGGUGCCUGAAUCGGGUCUUUUGUGUGACCUCCUUUGGUCAGAUCCAUCCGACACCAGUGGCUGGGGUGAAAAUGACCGAGGCGUCUCUUUUACUUGGGGUGAGGAUGUAGCCAAGCAGAUGCUGAGUGAUCUGAACUUGGAUCUUAUUUGCAGAAGUCACCAAGUGGUGGAAGGUGGCUAUCAACUCUUUGCGGAGGGGAGAGCUGUGACCCUUUGGAGCAUCCGGAAUUUCAGACACAUGGACAUGCCGUCCACCUGUGGGGUGAUGAUGAUUUCUGAAGAUGGAAAGAGAACGUUUGAAUGCUUGACGGAGUAG